Messenger RNA from Columba livia (rock pigeon), 5712 nucleotides. RefSeq names its product carbohydrate sulfotransferase 1 (gene CHST1). NCBI's taxonomy places the organism in Eukaryota, Metazoa, Chordata, Aves, Columbiformes, Columbidae. Gene Ontology annotation, biological process: N-acetylglucosamine metabolic process; carbohydrate metabolic process; keratan sulfate proteoglycan metabolic process. The record is from RefSeq and is a predicted model, not a curated record. Gene Ontology annotation, cellular component: Golgi membrane; trans-Golgi network. The coding region runs from base 3749 to 5008 and encodes 419 amino acids. The transcript has 2 exons. Gene Ontology annotation, molecular function: N-acetylglucosamine 6-O-sulfotransferase activity; keratan sulfotransferase activity.
GUACCCAAAAUCAGGUAGCACCUUUGGGAAGGGAGGCUGCUUGGUGCCGCAUUUCUCAGCGGUACCCCUUUCCCCUGGGGAGCGGUGGGGUGCAGCCUGCUUGUGCCCAGGGUGGCUGGGCCACAGGCGUGCUCAGUGCUUGCCUGGAUUCGCAGAACUACCAGCAUGACUAAGCCACUGCGACCGAGUGGGAUGCUCUCGUUAAACCCUGUCAGGAGCCCGUCUUCCCUGCCUCAGUGACCACAACACGUUGUUUUAUGAGAUAAACUCUUUGCUCAGUGGGAGAAUGCUGUGAAGCAGCAGAGCCUGUGCCAGUGGGUCCCUGGCCGAGAGUUGUUUUGCAACCCUGUGACUUAAUUUCUGUGCCUGGGUGGCGAGGCUGGGGGGAGCGGGGCCGCAGGAGCCAGGCUGGCUAGGCAGGGAGGCACUGUGGGGUGCUGGCUGCUGCUCCCCCUCCCUGACCAGCCCUCCAAGCUGCUCUACCCUGGGCAGGGCACCCAGGGGUGUUGCUUGCCGGGCAGGGGACAGGGGCACAGGGCUGAGCAGCUGCCGAAGUAGGUGUUGUGAACCCUGUAGGUGACUAUGCAUGCGUGGGUCUCCCUCCCUGGGGGUGAUGGGUUGUCUGUGAUGAGGCACGUUUUGGAAUGUGCCCCCCAGUGAGCAUGCUGCAGCCAUGCCUUCCAAUUGUUGCAGCCACACUUGUGUCAGGAGAGAGCUUUUUUGGCUUGUAACUUCUGGCGUGGGCUUCACCUCACGCGGGUGUGCGUGCGUGCCCCUCUGCACUGGGGUGGCCAUGCCCAAGCACGGGGGGACAGGCAGUUCUGCCCUGUCUCUACACUCACCCACCCUUCUUCCUCCUACUGAAACCCUGGCACCUCCCAGUUGUUCGCUGCUCACAGUUGUGUUUUCCAGCCAGUCCCAAAGUCCUGAGUCACUCUGCCGUUUCCAUGGAAACGGCCUUGCUGACAGGAAUGGGUUUUGGGGGUAGAGGGUGCCGGUAGCUGGACCGGGAUCCAGCAGGCCCCAGGGAGGGCUUGCGGGGCGCAGGCGCUUCUCCAGUUCAUUGCCCUGGUGCUGGGGCUUGUGCCGGGGUUGGAGCAGGCACCUGCUUUGCACCUUCUUCCACUCCCUUUUCCUUUCCCCUGCCACCGGGAAGUGCAGAGGGGUUUCCCUGGCGGGGGUGAGGGAGCCAGGGUGAGCCCAGCUGGGCCAAGGGCACAACUUCUGGGGAGCUGUUGGGAGAGAGGGAAGCCUGGAAGGCAGCUGAAAAGAGCAGGUUUUUCUGACUGCCGUGUGAGAAAGCCUUGGAAACAGCAAUGACAGCAUCAGCUCCUGUAAGGUCUCCUGCCAUCACCCCCAAGUUUUUUGAACACAGCCACCUGCAGGGAGCAGCAAGGGAACCUGCAAGGAAGCUUGGGGCAGGAGGCAGGGCAGCUGUGUUGCUGUGGGUGCCCCCCCUGCCAAGAGAACAAGCUUUGGCUGGUCCAGGGCACUGCUCUCUGUAGCACCUGGCAGCUUUUGGAGAGGAGAAGAUGCGCGGGUCGCACCGCUCCCUGCAGCAGCCCCGCGAGUCCAGCCUGCUUGGCAGCACCUGAGCACAGGCACCAGUGUAGCCUCUGGCACCAUGGUCCUGCUGCACUGUCUAAAAGCAGGUCAUUCACAUCAAACCUGGGAAGACCAUCCCCAAAGUAGGAGUCGACCGCUCAGCAUUGCCUCCCAGGCCUGCGCUGCGGCUGGCCAGCCGCGCUCGCUGCUCCCCGCGCCGGUGACUCACAGAUGCCUUUCAGCUUAAUUCAUUGCCUCCGAUCUCCCCAGCGCUCCUGGGCUGCCUUGCUGGCUUCUCGCCUGCUCAUCCUCCCUAGAGCAGCGCUGGGAGUCAGGGGAGGAGAAGGAGUAGGAGGAAGGCAGGUGGUUACGCACCGCUGCCAUUUCGUGGGUGUGUGUGGUGGGGGGGUUGCACUGCCUGCGGCCAUCCUCUCCUCUCCUCUGGGCUUGAGGCUGCGUGAAGCAGGGCAGGGGAGAGGAAAGGCUCAGCACUUUCCUCUUCCCACAGACAAUGCUCCUGUCCCCCUGACAGGCACUGGCAGCCUCCUGCAGGGCUUGGAGCCAGUUGCCAGAUGCCGUGCAUCCCUUGUGGACAGCCUGGUCCUGAUUCGACUGCAGGCAGCCGGACAGAACUGCCGGCAAACAGUGGAGUGCAGUCUGGCAUGCUGUGACCAGAGCGGGGUUAAGGUCAGGGAAGGAGCAGCGGUGACCCCAGCACAGUGCAAACAGGAGCCCAUGUGCCCUCUCACAGGGCCGUUGCAGUACCAGCAGUGCUGGGGGCUGGAAGGUACGAGUGACCCCCACCCGAGCUCUCCUUCUUGUAGCCCCAGCUGCCUGGAGGGACCUACCAGACUCAGUUCCCGCCCUUGGGCCGCAUUUGCUCAUCAUCCUUGGUGGAGCUGAGCUAGAGACAGAGCAGAGGGAGAUUUCGGCUGGGAACAGUUUAUAGCAUGGAAACAUCUGUGAGUCCAGCGUUUUGGAUAACUCCCAUGGCCACAGUAUCUCACAGUCUAGGGCUGAGUAGCCAAACGAGUCUCUGCCUCACAUAGGAGUCUAAGCCCCACGUGGGGCUUGUUGCUGUUCUGGACUGCUGGCCCCAGUAUCGGUGCCUGAAGGGGAAGAGGUCAAUUUAAGAAAAAGGUCCCCUGUGGCAAGGAUGGGAGAGCAAGUGGCUGUCCAUUACACCUGUAUGUAGGAGACAUCCUUCUGCAGUGUGAUGGCUGCAGCUACUGCUUGGUGAGGCUGCCCCAAGUUGUGUGGUGCCACUGGCAGCUCCUCCUUGGCAGGUGUUUCACACCAGCCCGGCUGUGUCCAACAGCUGAGCGAGGGUGGGUGUGAGGGGAAGCGAUCCUCAGCCAUGCUGGCAGCUCCUGGGCACCAGGCACUUGUGCUGCCCCAGGAACACCGUGAGGGCACCCUGCUGCCGGUCACUGCUGCCCCUGGAGCCCGGGCCUGGGCUGGGCUGGGCUGGGCUGGAACUGCAGCCCCUUGGGACAGGCAGCAAUGGGAGGAGGCAGGAGAGCCAGCGGGGGGCUGAGAGGAGGCUCUGUCUGGCUUUAAAGGCCACAAACGAGACCUCAGGGAGAGAAGUCGUCUCCAAAAACCUGCCCUUCCCUGGCUGUGGCUCAGUAGGCAGGCAGGGCACACGCGGAAGGUGAUGAGGAGCAGACGAGGCUGAGACUGUGCUGUGUUUUCACACCUGCUCUCUCAAGGAGGUGAAUCAAUGCCCUGUUCCUUCUUCUCCACAGCUUGGUGUGGGUGGGCGGUGAACCUGAAAUGCUCACAGUCAGCGAUCCGGCAGGAAUUGGGACCAAGGAGGCACCUGGGCUCUGGUUGUCUUUUGCAGGGGAGCCAGCAGCGGGUUUCUGCCACAUCCCAGGACAAGCUGAGUGGCGUCUGCUCCAGCAUCCCUCAGCAGCACAGCAAGGAAUAGAAGCUGGGGUUGUGUGUGAAGGAUGCAGUGUGGCUGGCCAUCACUAGAGAGCAGGAAAGCGUUCCCACUCCAGCUUCCACCUAGGCAGAAUACGGAAGCCACCUGGGCCAGGAGAUGACAGUGGGGACCCUCCUAUCCUGUCCUGAUUUAGCACACCUGGAAAAACACUUUAUCCAAGGGAUGGAAGAUCCCAUGUGGACACUAGGGCCGGUCUCCCCUCUGCAGGACACCGAGACGACCUGUGAAGAAGCUCCAUGAAGGUGAUCAGCCAUGCAAUGUUCCUGGAAGGCUGUCCUCCUACUAGCCUUGGCAUCCAUUGCUAUCCAGUACACAGCAAUCCGGACCUUCACUGCCAAGUCCUUCCACAGCUGCCCCAUUCCCAACCCCGUGAACUGCAGCCUCAGCCAGGACAUAGAUGUGGCUGACAGGCUGUGUGACGAGAGCCCCACUUUAGCGUAUAACCUCUCCAGGAAGACACAUGUCCUCAUCCUCGCCACCACCCGCAGUGGUUCCUCGUUUGUUGGGCAGCUCUUUAACCAGCACUUUGAUGUCUUUUAUUUAUUCGAGCCCCUCUACCACGUCCAGUACACCCUGAUCCCAAAGCUGACCCAGAGCAAGAGCACGACGGACAGGCGGGUCAUGCUUGGGGCCAGCCGAGACCUGCUGAGGAGCCUGUACGACUGCGACCUCUACUUCUUGGAGAACUACAUCAAGCCCCAGCCCGUCAAUCACACCACCGACCGCCUCUUCCGCAGGGGAGCCAGCAAGGCCCUUUGCUCGCCGCCCGUCUGCGAGUCCCUGGGAGCUGUCGAUCUCCACCUGGAGGAGGGAGACUGUGUGAAGAAGUGCGGUACCUUGAACCUGACACUGGCCACCGAGUCCUGCAGAGAGCACGGGCACGUGGCCAUCAAAACCGUGCGGGUGCCUGAGGUCAGCGACCUCCGGGCCCUGGUGGAAGACCCGCGGCUGAACCUGAAGGUCAUCCAGCUGGUGAGGGACCCUCGGGGGAUCCUGGCGUCCCGGAGCGAGACUUUCCGGGACACCUACCGUCUGUGGAGGAUCUGGGACGGCACUGGCAGAAAGCCGUACAACCUCGAUGUGACCCAGCUCACCACAGUGUGCGAGGACUUCUGGAACUCCGUGUCCACCGGCCUCAACCGACCACCGUGGCUCAAGGGCAAAUACAUGCUGGUGCGGUACGAAGACCUGGCCAGGAACCCCAUGAAAAAGACCGAGGAGAUCUACGAUUUCCUGGGCAUCCCCAUGGACAGCAACGUUGAGCGCUGGAUACAGAACAACACCCGAGGAGACAGGUCCUCCUCCAAACACAAGUACGGGACAGUGCGCAACUCAGCGGCGACGGCGGAGAAGUGGCGGUUCCGUCUGUCCUACGAGAUCGUGGCGUUCACCCAGCACGCCUGCCAGCAGGUGCUGGCACAGCUCGGCUACAAAACCGCUGGCUCUGAGGAGGAGCUGAAGAACCUCUCCAUCAGCCUGGUGGAGGAGAGAGACUUCCUGCCCUUCUCCUAAGGCAGCCCCGGGGGGGCCGGUUUUGAUACGGACAGUUUCUAACUGUUGCCUUAUUUUAUUUUCUUUUGUUUUGUUUCCCCCCCUCUUUCUCUCUCUCGUCUUCUUUUCUUCAAAAUUUGCACUAAACCGUGAGCGGGAAUCUCAGCAGCUGAGUCCAGGGGAAGCAAUUGCUGCCCCCAAUACGUUUCGGACGCAAGAGGAAUUGGGUCUCUCCAAGCAAGAGUUGGAACUGUGGAUGGGUAACAAUGUUUACAAAACACAUAAAAUGUAUAAAGCAACCUUCAAGCUUUCCAAACCGAAGGGUACCUGGGGUACUGCACUUUGCACUGUUUACUUUUACAAUGUAAGAGGUAAAUAUAAAUAUAAUUUAUGAAUGGUGUUGUCCCCUCCAGAGUAACUCCCCUUGCCCCUGAUGAGCAGGUUAGACUGGAAGCUGAAUGUGGAACAACCUCCUGGUUUUUGAUCUCAGUGCAACAUGUCUGUUUGUUUAAGUCCUGUUAUUGGCCUGGGCAGUGGGUCAGCUGCUUGUAUGUGGCUGUUUGGUAACACCCGUGAUGUUUCUUUGUGCCAAAAACCCACAAAAGAAAAAAAAGUGAAAAAAAAAAAAAAAGUGGUUGGGUGAUUUGGUAAAAGCCCAACACAUUUAACACUUAUUUCUGUGUUUUCUGUAAAUAAAAGUGCAAUAAAACUGACCUGGGGGUGAA